Hypoxylon trugodes is the source of this 1334-nucleotide messenger RNA. Its product is annotated as cytochrome P450. The record is from RefSeq and is a predicted model, not a curated record. Bases 594 to 1124 code for a protein of 176 amino acids. Gene Ontology annotation, molecular function: iron ion binding; monooxygenase activity; oxidoreductase activity, acting on paired donors, with incorporation or reduction of molecular oxygen. The transcript has a single exon. Lineage: Eukaryota; Fungi; Ascomycota; Sordariomycetes; Xylariales; Hypoxylaceae.
CCUACCUUAAUCAGGAGUGAAAGCCAAGGAACGCCACUCAUUAGCUUUGUGAUUCCAUAAGCGGCCCACCGCGGCCUUACUGAAGAACUAUAGGCGAUGGUGGAUCGAUCACUCGCACAUAGAGCACUACCUAGAUAUGAGACAUGUGGAGAUCCAUAUGUAUCUUCGACGCUCAAAACUCCAAGCCACCCGUCAUUUCUAGACCAAACGCCGAAACGCGAAAAGUAACUUACCCUUCUUCCCCUUACUCAUGGAUUCUUCGACAGCCCUCGAUCGCCCGUGGCUGAUGAAGUAAGGACUUUUAAUGUCGACUAAAAGGCCCGCAUUCGUAGGCUUUUAAGCGUCGGGAAACACUACCAAAGCAGCAGGCUGUUUGCUCCCGCCUCCAGUAACAGCAAGAGAGGUAGAAUUGGGCUAGGCCUUCCUUCUACCGACCGAUAUGCUUGUUCCUCUAUUUGGCCCGCAAUCCUACAGUUUAUAAGAAACUAGUCAAAGAGAUUCGUACGACGUUUCAGACCAGCGAAGACAUACGAGCAGGACCUACAUUGGCUUCCUGUCAAUACCUUCGGGCUUGUAUCGACGAAACUCUACGCAUGUCUCCGCCUGUAUUGGGUACUCCGUGGCGAGAACUUUCGCCAUCGGACAAAUCGGUGGAACCACUCAUCAUAGAUGGGCAGGUCAUACCUCCUGGCAUCCAAAUUGGUGUUAAUAUUUACGCUCAUCAUCAUAACGAAGAGUAUUUUCCAGAGCCUUUCUCUUACAAACCCGAACGACGGCUCGAGUCGAGCACACCUAUAGAUCAAAGAAAGAGAAUGCAGGAAGAAUUCGUGCCAUUUUCUAUCGGUACACGUAAUUGUCCUGGUAGGACUCUAGCAUACCACGAGGCCAGCAUCGUAUUGGCAAAGAUAUUGUGGUAUUUUGAUUUUGAGGUGGCCCCGGGGGAGUUGGGUAAACUUGGGGCUGGAAAUAGCACUCUGGGCAACGGAAGGGAGAGGGAGGAUGAGUAUCAACUAUAUGAUGUCCUCACUUCGACGCAUGAUGGGCCAAAUUUGAUAUUCGUACCCCGCGAAUAUUUCCACGAGGGUGUUAUCGGCAACAUUGAAGGAAUAAGACAAAUACAUUAGGUACCUAGGUACCGAAACGGUACUUACGGCAUCCUAGACCAUCAAUGAAAUGCUGGGGAUGUGCGUCGCCUGUUAAACCUACGCCACCUACAGUAUCACUCAAUCCCUCCGGAUAACGCACCUAUCUACCUAGGUACGUACUUAGGUACCCAUGCGACAUUUCAGUAUUGCUUUGAUGUAGAAGCCACUCAAAAUAUUGAUCAAGAACUU